AUCAACGACUUGUAAGAAAGAAAGAAAGUGAAUCAGAAGAGUUUGCAGAAACAAGUAAAAACUUACAUUUAAUUUUCACAACCUCCAAUACCAACCUACUAUUCUCCCAUCACACCCUCUUACCCAUUUUCCCAAGCAAUUCUCCUCAUAUCUUCCUCAAUACUCAACUCAAACCCUAGAAAAUUCUUUAAGAUAAAUACCCUCAAAAUAAUAUUACUAAUAUCAUCUUUCUCAGUAUAGUUCUCUUAUUCUCUACAUGGGUUCAUCCAAAAAGAAACCUUGGUAAGUCCCAAAAAAAAAAAAAAAAAAAGUUGUAGCUUUUCUAGUUCAAGUUAAGCCAAAAUCAAGAAAUGGGUAAUUUAUCAGCUUUCAGGUACCUUAUAGUGCUAGUGUUUUACUUUUGUUUUUACUUGGGAAGUAUUCAAUCUGAGGAACAAGAUUUGUCAUUUGAUUUUGAGAAUUUUGGUGAAGAUUCAAACUUUGAGUCUCAGUUUGCACUUUAUGGUGAUGCUAAGGUCGUUAAUGGUGGUGGUAUACAAAUGAGUGGUUCAAUGGGUUUUAGUGCUGGAAGAAUCUUGAAUAAAAACCCUAUUAAGCUAGUUGAGAAAAGUCCAAGAAAAAUGGUGUCUUUUUCAAUGCAUUUUGAGUUUUCAUUGUCAAGUGAAAAUGGGGAUGGAUUUGCUUUUGUGAUGGUACCUAUUGGUUAUCCUUUUGAUGAGUUCGAUGGUGGGUCGUUUGGGCUAUUGGGUGUCAGAAAAAUGAAGUUUCUUGCAGUAGAAUUUGAUACAUUUAUGGAUGAGAAAUAUGGUGAUGUGAAUGGAAACCAUGUUGGUGUUGAUUUAAGCAGCUUUGUGUCUGUUAAAGUGAGCAAUGUUAGUUUGGGGUUGAUGAAUAGUGGUGAAAAGAUUCAAUCUUGGAUUGAUUAUGAAGCAAGUUCAAAGAGAUUAGAAGUGAGAUUAAGCAAAUUAGGUGAAAUUAAGCCAGUUAAUCCAUUGCUUUCUUGCUUUAUUGACUUGUCAAGAAUAUUUAAAGAGGAUGAAUUGUUUGUGGGGUUAAGUUCUUCAACUGGGAAUUCCACUCAAAAAUGCAAUAUCUACUCAUGGAGUUUUAAGACAAGAACUGCACCACACUGGAUGCAUUCUGAGCCAUUGGAUCCACAAUCAUUUGGAGAGGAAAAAAAAGAAGAAAUGAAAUUACAUAGCAAAAGUGAUUGUGCUUUGAGAAUUCUUGGUGCUUUGUUAUUUGGUACUGGCUGUGGUGCAUUAGGUGCAUUCAUUGUGGUAAUUGUGUGGACCUUAUUAGGUAGUAGAAGGCCAGUGGCACCAGAGGAUUCUGCUGAAGUAAUGGAACAUAAUAGUAAGGAAUUUGAUGAGUACAAAAAGUUCAAAGUAGUUGUUGUAGAUAAUGCCAUCAAAGAUGGUAAGAGUAAGAAUUAGGUACUUUAAGAAUUAGGUACUUGACUUUGGGAGUUUGGUUUGGUUGGUUAAUUGUCUGUAAUUAAGUUUUGUGCUAUUGUUCUUGUUUUGUUAUGUAGCUGUAAUUUAAUGAUCAACCGUCCAAAGUGUGAUUCUGCUAACUAUUGCUCAAAUGGUAUGGUCAUUAAAAUACAGCUUCAGAUUGGUGGACGAAAGUGUUAGUAGUUUAUAGUUUUUCAAGGUUUUUAUUGAUUUUGGUGUUAUCAA
This is a messenger RNA of Lycium ferocissimum, 1682 nucleotides long. RefSeq names its product probable L-type lectin-domain containing receptor kinase S.7. The transcript has a single exon. The record is from RefSeq and is a predicted model, not a curated record. NCBI's taxonomy places the organism in Eukaryota, Viridiplantae, Streptophyta, Magnoliopsida, Solanales, Solanaceae. Gene Ontology annotation, molecular function: carbohydrate binding. Bases 351 to 1436 code for a protein of 361 amino acids.